Messenger RNA from Hyaloscypha bicolor E, 1599 nucleotides. RefSeq names its product carbohydrate-binding module family 18 protein. Gene Ontology annotation, molecular function: chitinase activity; chitin binding. NCBI's taxonomy places the organism in Eukaryota, Fungi, Ascomycota, Leotiomycetes, Helotiales, Hyaloscyphaceae. The transcript has 4 exons. Bases 1 to 1491 code for a protein of 496 amino acids. Gene Ontology annotation, biological process: carbohydrate metabolic process. Gene Ontology annotation, cellular component: extracellular region. The record is from RefSeq and is a predicted model, not a curated record.
AUGCAGCUCUUCACAUUCUUUUCUUCGAUCAUUACUGUCUUCAUUUUCAUCCAUUCGUGUCAAGCAUUAUACAAUCCGAGUUCAAAGUCUAAUAUUGCUCUAUACUGGGGCCAGGGAGCGGGCCAGCAGCGCCUUUCUUAUUUCUGCGCAAAAUCCACAGUCGACGUUAUACCAAUUGCGUUUGUGAAUAUCUUUCCUGCCCAAGGAAAUGGGUUUCCGGGAACAAACUUCGGAAAUCAAUGCUGGGGCCCUCCGUAUGUCUAUCCCGGACCGGGCAACAAUCCAACCUUGAACCAGCUCCAGUCUGAGUGCCCGAAUUUGGUCGCAGAUAUUCCGAUUUGCCAAGGCACCUACUCGAAGAAGAUUGUUCUGUCUUUAGGAGGUGCAUCUCAAACAUACCAACUUACAGGCGCCUCUGACGGGGUUGCCUUUGCAGAUUUUCUUUGGGGAGCUUUCGGGCCGCAAACUCCAUCAUGGCCAGCAAGUGGUCAACCACGACCCUUCGAUGGACCCAACGGCCAAGAAGUUGAAGUCGAUGGCUUUGAUUUCGAUAUUGAGAUGCCCUCAACUGCCAAUAUAGCUGGCUACAUUGCCAUGGCAUCAAGACUUCGCACUCUAUUCAAAAGAGCAAGCAAGCCGUAUCUGCUUACAGGUGCUCCCCAAUGCAUUGCACCUGAUGCGAACAUGGGCGCUUUGAUGAAAGCCGUGGCGUUUGAUAUCAUUUGGGUUCAAUUCUAUAACACACCCCAAUGUUCAGCACGCAGCUGGAUCACGGCGAAUCCCAACCAUGUUGACGGGAAACCUGAGGUCACGAGUGGAUUUGGGUACCACAGUUGGACGACCUUUCUUGACGGAACUGCAAGUAAGGCGGCAAAGCUUUAUAUUGGGGUGCUUGGAGCUCCCGAUGCCAGCAACUACUACCUCAGUCUAAACGAACUCUCCAGUCUGGUCGAUGUGUGCUACUGCGAUGGGAGAUUUGGUGGGGUGAUGAUCUGGGAAGCAACCACUGCGGACACUAACGCAGCAGGACCAUACUACUCAGCAGUGAAGAGUAUUCUGACGGGAUACGACUCAAAGCCUCCACGACUGUGCCCACCUGCGACCUCAACCACCUCCUCAGCCAAGAGCGCAACAAAAACUUCCGUAUUUUCUGCAAAGACCUCGUCCUCGAAAUCCACUACCUCGACCGCCAAGAGCAGCUCAAAAGCCACAACGACAAAAUCAACAUCAUCACAAGCCAGCAAAUCCACCAAGCCCCCCGGAAACAAGACCACCUCCAAAUCCUCCUCGAGCACUUUUACGACGGAAACAAUCUCGAAAUCCACUUCAUUGUCUGCAUCACCGGGCCCUUCUCCCCCAGCCGGAGCAUGCGGAGCACCGUAUGGAGUGUCUUGCUCGGCGGGUUAUUGUUGUUCGCAGUAUGGAUACUGCGGGAAUGGCGCCGCGUAUUGUUCGACAGGAUGUCAGCCUGCCUUUGGGAUUUGUGGUUGAAGGACGAAAUCCGGGAUUGUGGUGAUGGGUUGAGUAACUGGCCAGGUGUAAGUUGCAAAGCUAUUUUGGUGAAUUUUCAGCAAGAUAUAGAAUAUAUCUUAUAUCCCC